GCAGCUGGAGGGAAAAUGGCCGGCCAGGAGGAUCCAGUGCAGAGAGAAAUCCACCAGGAUUGGGCGAAUCGCGAGUAUAUUGAAGUGAUUACAAGCAGCAUCAAGAAAAUAGCCGAUUUCCUCAACUCGUUUGAUAUGUCCUGCAGGUCCCGUUUAGCCACGCUGAACGAGAAGCUCACCGCCCUGGAGAGAAGGAUCGAGUACAUCGAAGCCCGGGUUACAAAAGGGGAAACGCUGACCUAACCAUCCCGACGCUGACGACUGGACAACAUGGCCACACUCCUGUUUCUUUUUCUUUUCUUCCCCUCUAUCCUCAUUCACCUUAAAUAACCAAGCGACUGUUUUUCAACCAGUCUCUUAAAGCCCCAGUGAGGAACUGCUGAUACAGUGCUACGCUGCGUUAGGACUUAAAAAAGGAACAUU
This is a messenger RNA of Ictalurus punctatus (channel catfish), 423 nucleotides long. It is a transcript of the gene brk1, whose product is annotated as BRICK1 subunit of SCAR/WAVE actin nucleating complex. Gene Ontology annotation, molecular function: protein-containing complex binding. The record is from RefSeq and is marked provisional. Gene Ontology annotation, biological process: actin filament organization; cell motility; regulation of actin polymerization or depolymerization. Gene Ontology annotation, cellular component: SCAR complex. NCBI's taxonomy places the organism in Eukaryota, Metazoa, Chordata, Actinopteri, Siluriformes, Ictaluridae.